Messenger RNA from Eurytemora carolleeae, 779 nucleotides. It is a transcript of the gene RpS6, whose product is annotated as 40S ribosomal protein S6. Gene Ontology annotation, biological process: translation. Gene Ontology annotation, molecular function: structural constituent of ribosome. The record is from RefSeq and is a predicted model, not a curated record. Gene Ontology annotation, cellular component: ribosome. NCBI's taxonomy places the organism in Eukaryota, Metazoa, Arthropoda, Copepoda, Calanoida, Temoridae.
GUGCGUCCUUUCUACGAGAAGAGGAUGGGUCAGGAGGUUGAGGCUGAUACCCUAGGAGAUGAGUUCAAGGGAUACGUUCUCCGUAUCACCGGUGGAAACGACAAGCAAGGUUUCCCCAUGAAGCAGGGAGUGCUCACCAACCAGAGAGUCCGUCUGCUUAUGGGCAAGGGAACAACUUGCUACCGCCCAAGGCGUACUGGAGAGCGUAAGAGGAAAUCUGUCCGUGGAUGUAUUGUCGACGGAAACCUCGCUGUCCUCGCCAUGUCCAUCGUCAAGAAGGGAGAGGCUGAUAUCCCCGGCCUUACCGAUAACACUGUCCCCAGACGUCUUGGACCCAAGAGAGCAUCCAAAAUCAGGAAGCUGUUCAACUUGACCAAGGAGGAUGAUGUCUGCCAGUACGUUAUCAAGAGGCCUCUUCCCCUGAAGGAGGGAAAGAAGCAGAAGUUCAAGGCCCCCAAAGUCCAGCGUCUGGUUACCCCAGCUGUUCUUCAGAGGAAGAGACACAAGGUUGCUCUGAAGAGGAGGAGGUCUGAGAAGAACAGGCUUGCCGCUGCAGAAUUUUCUAAGAUCUUGGCUCAGAGACAGAAGGAAGCCAAGGAACUGAAGGAACUCAAGAGGAAGAGAACUGCUUCCCUCAGAGAGAGCAAGCGUUCAGUCAGCAGCCAGUAAAUGCUCCCGGAGCAUCUCCUCUCAGAGCAUCAGAUCUGCUCCACAGAGCAAGCCUAGUACCUCCUGUACUAAAGUUUUCAUGUGAAAAUAAAGCUUAAACAAAAAUAUAA